This is a messenger RNA of Daucus carota subsp. sativus, 2589 nucleotides long. RefSeq lists its product as uncharacterized. Bases 72 to 2453 code for a protein of 793 amino acids. The transcript has 15 exons. Gene Ontology annotation, molecular function: protein binding. NCBI's taxonomy places the organism in Eukaryota, Viridiplantae, Streptophyta, Magnoliopsida, Apiales, Apiaceae. The record is from RefSeq and is a predicted model, not a curated record.
GCUUUUCGGAUUAUAAAACCCUUGUUAUAAAUAGCGGGUUAUUGCUACGAAGCCUUCUCUAACCCCUGAAAAUGGAGGAGCUAAAAUCUGCUAUUCCUCCAAGUCUAAAACGCUUGAUUUCAGAAAGUACAGUCUCUGCUAUUCCUUCUACUUCUUCCUCUCUUCUUCAAUUCUUUCGCCAACUUCCCCAAUUUCACCAGGUGGUUGGAGACUUGGCGGACAGAGAUAGGGGAUUGUGUGGGAAGAAUAAGGAGUCUGCUUUGGAGUUUAAGCGCAGUGGAAACGACUGCUUCGCCAGAGCAGAUUAUGCUAAUGCUCUUCAUUUUUACUCCAAGGCUCUCCGUGAUGCUCCGAGUGAUGCUGAUGUCCUGGGGAGGAACCUCGUCUCGACUUUAUAUCUAAACCGUGCCACAGUAUCACAUAGACUGGGCCUUCUGGAAGAGUGUUUAAGAGAUUGCCGCCGGGCUCUUGUGAUAUCUCCACAUUACACAAAGGCAUGGUACAGAAGAGGUAAAGCAAAUGCUUCUUUAGGUAAUUGUGAAGAUGCAGUUCGUGAUUUGUCUGUUGCCGUGAACUUGGAACUGACCAUGGUUGAGAAAAGAAGGAUUGAAAGUGAACUGAAGCUAUACAUGGACAGAAAGGAGGAGAGAGACGGCUUGCUGCAUAGUGCUAGUAAAAAUAAUAUCAAUUCUGCUGCUGAGAUGUUCCAUACACAACUAGAAUGCGUCUCUACUCCAACUAAAGGAAGGGGUAUGGUUUCUGUGGGAGACAUACCACCAUCUUCUUUGCUUCAUAUUGAAGAGCCUUACUCUGCGGUCAUAUUAAAGCACUGCAGGGAUACUCAUUGUCAUUUUUGCUUCAUUGAACUACCAGCGGAUAUCGUCCCUUGUUCUUCAUGUACUAUAGCUUUAUAUUGCUCUGAGCAGUGCCAUGUACAGGCUACAGGACAAAAGGCUGGAAGUGUUUCAAAGAGUCGCCAUAAUCAUAUUAGUUUGUCUGGCGAUCUUGAGAAAUAUAUUGCAGAUAUUACUUUGUCAGACUUCUGUACUGAACAAACUGAACACAAUUCUGAACACAGACACGAGUGUAGAGGAGUCAACUGGCCACUAGUGCUUCCAUCUGAGAUAGUGUUGGCUGGCCGAAUUCUUAUGAAACUAGUAAAGCAGGCAAGACAUAUUGGCGGCUCUUCUUCCGUGGUGGAAAAUUUGGAUCUCUGUCACAACUAUGGGGACCUUCCUUCAGAUGUUAAAUUGUAUUUGCACAUCCAUUCCAUCAUUUUAUUGUACUGUCUUCAGAAAUACUGUGGCUCUCAAGUACAGGUUGAUGGGGCUAAUUUAUCACAGUGUAUUAUACUCAUUUGUCAAAUCAAGGUUAAUUCUAUCGCAAUUGUCCGUCUAAACUCUUUGGAUGCAAAGGAAUUGGUGGUUCCGUCGACAGUAUCAUCUUUUGCUGGAAAUGCUUUGACUAGUACUAUUGAGCAGGUUAAAGUGGGUCAAGCAAUUUAUUCAGCUGGUAGUUUGUUUAACCAUUCCUGUCAGCCAAAUAUCCAUGCAUAUUUUCUAUCACGUACUCUGUAUGUACGAUCAACCGAGUAUGUUGCAGCAGGAUACCCACUUGAGCUAUCAUAUGGACCCCAGGUUGGGCAGUGGGAUUGCAAGGACCGCCAACAGCUUCUUAAAAAUCAAUACUCAUUUAGUUGCCAAUGCAGUUCUUGCUCAAGUAUAAAUUUUUCAGACCUCGUUCUAAAUGCUUUUCGCUGCAGUAAACCAAAUUGUUUUGGUGUAGUCCUUGAUAGAAGUCUCUUUCAUGACAAACAAAUGGUCAGUCAAUGCCCAGAUAUCCACACAACUUGCAGUUCCGACCCUCAUAUGCAGAUUAGGAAGCUUAAAUCCGAGGAGAUCAAAAGAGUGGCUCAAUGUGUAUUUGAGCAGACUGACUUUGUCCAUGAUAUCAAACCUGGAGUUUGUUUGACUUGUGGUUCACGUGUUAAUCUUGAAAAGUUAGCUGAAACACUAAAUGAAGCUACCCAAAAUAGCAAACGAUUGAAGGAUGCAAUAGUUUUCAACCAAGUAUCGGCUGAUACCAUUUCAUAUUCUUUAAGGUCCCUUGAUCUUUUGAGAUCUAAAUUACAUGCAUACAAUAAGAAGAUUGCAGAGCUGGAGGAUAAUCUGGCCCAAGCCUUUUGUUUGCUCGGAGAAUUGCAACAUGCAAAGAGCCAUUGUAAAGCAUCCAUGCAGAUUCUUGAAAAGCUUUAUGAUCUCAACCAUAUUGUUAUCGGAAAUGAACUGGUAAAACUAGCAUCUAUUCAGCUAUCACUGGGUGAUGCUGACACCAUUGAUACCAUAAAACAGGUUGACACAAUCUUUUUAUUGUAUUAUGGGUCCCAUGCCGAUAUCAUUUUCCCGCAAUUAGAAAAUCUUAAGAGAGAAGCCAUCAAGCUUGUUGUACAAUAAACCAGUUUAGUUUCAAGUACUUAAAAAUUAGGUGGUUUUGUACUUGGAUCUUGUAAGUGACGUGUUUUUGUAUUUGAAUCUUGUAAAAUGUCAAUGACGGGAGUGUGAAGUAGUUCGUUAGAAGCCAAAUUUUCCA